ACCGAUUGGUCGGUUUCUCUUUGUCCGUACACUGUCCACCCAUGUCAAGUGUUCUCUUAAUUAUUAAGUCUCUUCGUAUUACUACUACUAAAGACAAUCUGAACAUUUUAAUCCAUUGGAAGGCCAAGGAAAAAGAUAAGAUUGGAAUCAGAGAUGGGUUUUCUAGGAUUUGCAGUAACGUGCUUUGAUGUUCUUGCUUGGCCGCUAGUUUCUCUGGGCUAUCCUCUAUAUGCUUCAAUUCGAGCUAUUGAGGGCAAGUCAAACUCGGACAUGCAGAAGUUGAUCACAUACUGGAUCCUUUUCUCUCUAAUUUCUCUCUUGGAACUUGGUUUUUCAAAACCCAUUGAAUGGCUUCCGUUCUGGCCUUACAUAAAACUCAUGGCCAUCUCCUAUUUGGUGCUACCUCGCUUUGAUGGUGCCUAUCAUGUUUAUGUGUGCCAUGUUCGUCCUUACUGUCAUGUGAACCCACAAGUUGUUAUCAACAAAUUCAAUGAGCUGAAGGAGUUAUCUCACAAGGAGGAAAAUUUUCUGGCUAUGGCAGACAAAUAUGUUGAAGAGAAUGGGUCUGAAGCCUUGGAGAAACUCAUUGCAAGCAAGUCAAAAGGUACAAAACCUAGUUAUGAUGAGGAAGAGAUCAAGGAAGUUGCAAAUACAGAGAAAAAAGAAGUGGACGCAGCAAUCGAGCCUAAGUGCAACGAUCCUAUUGUGUGCAACGAUCCUAUUGUUAUUCAGAAAGACAUCAAGGCAGUGGAACAAAAAGAGAAAAAUGCAGCAGCUGGGGCCCCUAAGGGCAAAGAUCCUAUUGUCGUUCAGAAAGACAUCAAGGCAGUGGAACAAACAGAGAAAAAUGCAGCAGCUGAAUUCCCUAAGGGCAAAGAUCCUAUUGUUGUUCAGAAAGAUAUCAAGGCAGUGGAACAAACAGAGAAAAAUGCAGCAGCUGCCGCCCCUAAGUCUAAGGGCAUAAUAUUCGGCGAUGUUCCACAGGCGGUGCAAUAUAUCAAGGCAGUGGAACAAACAGAGAACAAUGCAGCAGCUGCAGCCCCUAAGUCUAAGGGCAAAGAUCCUAUUGUUGUUCAGAAAGAUAUCAAGGCAGUGGAACAAACGGAGAAAAAUGCAGCAGCUGCCGCCCCUAAGUCUAAGGGCAUAAUAUUUGGCGACGUUCCACAGGCAGUGGAACAAACAGAGAAAAAUGCAGCAGCUGCGGCCCCUAAGGUGAAGAAUGGAGAGAAAAAUCUUGCUCAUGCUGAGAAGAAAACAGAUGCAACUGUGGAGAUUAACGAAACAACAGCAACAUCAGUAGCUGGUGGUGGUGGAGAGAACAAACUUCCGGAGGGAACCACUUCAAAGAACAUUCAGAAAGAAUGGGCUUGUGCUCUAUGUCAACUGAAAUGCAGCUGUGAGAAAAACUUGAAUUCCCAUCUUCAUGGGAAGAAACACAGAGAGAAAUGGGAGGAGCUGAAAGCAAGUAUGCGAACUAAUAAAAACAAGGGUUCCUCGUCUACGACAGCAAAUAAAUCUGAUCAAACCAAUCAAGAACCUGAAAAGCGCAACAAGCAGAGAAAUCCAAAGAAUGCUGGUACUCAGAUGCAGCAGUCUAUAUUAUGGUGCAACAUCUGUAAUGUAAGGUGCCCUGGAGAGAUAGAUAUGGCCUGUCACCUUAAAGGGAGGAAACACUUGACUCGGGUUCAAGAAGUGUAUGGCUGUGCAGGUGGUGGACAGGGUUAGGUUUUCGGUUAAUGAUGUUAAAAUGGAUUUGAAUGUUUCAGGCAUACAAGGAUGGUAGCUGAUUCUCACCUUUUUGUUGUCAGGGAAAAAAGGUUUAAAAUUGGAGAUAAUGUAAUCUCUUGAUUUUAGGUUUUAGUGAAGAUGUUUGGAAAUUGAAUUUUUAUUUCUUCACCGAGGACUUUGUGGUUUCAAAGAAAAAAAGUGCAUGUCUUUAUGGA
This is a messenger RNA of Cornus florida, 1943 nucleotides long. Its product is annotated as HVA22-like protein h. Gene Ontology annotation, molecular function: zinc ion binding; nucleic acid binding. The transcript is spliced from 12 exons. The coding region runs from base 154 to 1725 and encodes 523 amino acids. Lineage: Eukaryota; Viridiplantae; Streptophyta; Magnoliopsida; Cornales; Cornaceae. The record is from RefSeq and is a predicted model, not a curated record.